This is a messenger RNA of Zea mays, 2286 nucleotides long. Its product is annotated as serine/threonine-protein kinase receptor. Gene Ontology annotation, biological process: protein phosphorylation. The record is from RefSeq and is a predicted model, not a curated record. Gene Ontology annotation, molecular function: ATP binding; protein kinase activity. The coding region runs from base 602 to 2068 and encodes 488 amino acids. The transcript has 7 exons. NCBI's taxonomy places the organism in Eukaryota, Viridiplantae, Streptophyta, Magnoliopsida, Poales, Poaceae.
GCACCCGCCCGCGCCCGCGGGCACGGUGAAGAAACCAUGCCGGCCGUCGCCGUUACGGCUCUCCCGGACCAACCAAACCCCUCCAUUUAUGUAACGCCGCCGCAACCGCCAAGCCAAGGACAAGGCAGGCACUCCCGGAAAAACAAAUCGAGGCGAGGACGAGGGGACUCGUGCGGUGGAGCAGCUGAUCUCGCUGCGCUUCACACGGCCACGGGUGAGCGGUGAGCCUAAGCACUGACGAAGAGGAGGAGCAAAGCAACUUGGGGCUGGGGGCGGCGAGAAGUCAAAGGCUCGCGAUCCCCUACCCUCGAGGCGCCUUCUCCUCCUUCCUUCCUUCAAUCCUUCCUCGUCUGCUCCGCCUACCCCGCACGUUUCGCUCCCUCUCUUUUAACAACGCCCACCACCGCCGCAGUCGAGCAGAGCGGCGGCCCCUCCUCUCCCUCCCUCUCCCACGGCUGCAGGGCCGCUUCUCUACCUCCACUCCAUCUGUAGAGAAUUUUCUCCUCCCCACUUGCGGGCGUCUCGCUGAACUGGUUGCGCCGCCGCCGUACCGGUUGGGGAGGCUGCGCUCCGUCUCCACAGGUGAUUCUUGCGCUCCCUCAUGUCUGUAGCUUUCCUAGAUUGGAUUGUCGGUGCUGCUGAGGUUUCUUUUUCUUCUCGGGCGGUUUGGCUUCACCGGCGCCAUGUUCCGACUUCCGACACUGCGCUAGAGGUUGGAAACUGCUCGCUCAUUUUUGGCACUCCUACCACAAUAUGGAUCGGGAGGGACCUGAGUCUAAGCGAAGGGCGUCGGUGCGCGGCGCGGUGCCGUACAAUACAAACCGUGAAGUUUUCGUCUUUCGUUUCGUUCACUGCGUCUGCGUCUGCGUCUGCGUCUGCCGGCCCGUCGAAACUGCUUUUCCUCUCUGCGGGCGCAUCUGCGACUGCGAUUGCGUUGGUAAAGAUGGCCUGCUGCUUUCUGUUUGGAAAGAAAGCGAAACAAACCACUGAAGGCGAUGAAGAUCUACAUAGCGUCAAGGUAUUCUCUUACAGCGAGUUGAGAAAGGCUACGCAGGAUUUCAGCGGCGCGAAUAAGAUUGGCGAGGGCGGUUUCGGUUCUGUCUUCAGGGGAGUGCUUAAAGAUGGGACAGUGGUGGCGGUGAAAGUUUUAUCUGCUACUUCAAGGCAAGGCAUCCGCGAGUUUUUGACUGAGCUUACGGCGAUAUCCGACAUCAAGCAUGAGAAUCUGGUCACUCUGAUCGGUUGCUGCGCCGAAGGAUCUCGCAGGAUCCUUGUCUACAACUACCUCGAGAACAACAGCCUUGCGCAGACAUUGCUAGGAUCCAGGCACAGCAACAUCCGGUUCAACUGGCACGCCCGCGCCAGAAUCGCUGUCGGCGUUGCCCGUGGGCUCGCGUUUCUCCACGAGGAGAUCCGUCCCCCCAUCAUCCACAGGGACAUAAAGGCGAGCAACAUUCUUCUCGACAAGGACCUCACCCCCAAGAUCUCCGACUUCGGGCUGGCAAGGCUCCUGCCGCCCAACGCGACCCAUGUCAGCACCCGAGUGGCAGGAACAUUAGGGUACUUGGCUCCUGAAUACGCGAUCCGAGGCCAAGUGACGAAGAAGUCCGAUAUCUAUAGCUAUGGGGUUCUUCUUUUAGAGAUUGUAAGUGGGAGAUGCAACACCAACACGAGAUUACCUAGCGAGGACCAGUUCCUCCUUGAGAGGACAUGGGCACUCUACGAGCAAGGACGUCUAGAGGACAUCGUGGACAUGGACAUCGGCGGCGACCGGGACGUCGAGGAGGCGUGCCGGUUCCUGAAGAUCGGCCUGCUGUGCACGCAAGACGCGAUGGCGCGCCGUCCCAACAUGACCAACGUCGUCCGGAUGCUCUCGGGGGAGAGGAGGAUCAGCGUAGAGAAGAUCACUAGGCCCGCCAUGAUCUCCGAUUUCGCGGAGCUCAAGGUCAGCAGCAAGGAGCGAAGGCCGGGCGAGGCACGCUCGCCCACGACGGCUCCCACCACGAAAUCGUUCACCACCACGGAGCCGUUCUCGUCGUCGGAGACGCCCACGCAGUCGUCCAUGUGAAGUCGUGGGCGUACGACGCAUUUUUUUUUUUGGUUUAGUUUGUAUAGUGUGUGGACGUGUUAGGUGGGCAGGGUUACAGGUUUUUUUUUUGAGUUUCUUGUUUGUUUUGCUGUGAGGAAAGAUCUCGUAGGCCUCUUAUUGCAUCUUUGAUCAUGUAAAUAUCUGUAAACGAAGAUGAUCAAGAUAAGCUUUGCACGACGGUUCUCAUUGUCGAACUA